GGAACAGGAAGAGGCGGGCAGCUGCAGCUGGAUCACAAACCGAGUUUCUCUCAUCUAAAGCUGAUCAGCAGGAGGAGAAGAGUCUGAUGGAGCAGCGGAGGAACAUUUUCAUCUGUUUGGACUCAGCUCAGCCACUACAGAGGAAAUGAUGAGCUCAACAGUGAUGGACCAACAUGGAGCGAGAAGUCAGCGCUCUCAGGAGGCCGACACACCUCACAGAAGAAAGGGAGAGAAAAAAUACAGCUGUGAUGAGUGUGGGAUGACUUUUACUCGGAAGUAUUUUCUAGAAAGACAUGAAGUCAUCCACACGGGAGAGAGACCGUUCAGAUGUGACUUGUGUGGGAAUUCUUUUACCCAGCCUGGAAACUUAAAAGCACACCAGGUCAUUCACAGUGGAGUUAAAGCGUACAGCUGUGAUGAAUGUGGAAAGGGUUUCACCCGGAAAGAAGGCUUGGUAAAGCAUAAGCUCAUCCACAGAGGAGUUAAACCUUACAGCUGUGAUCAGUGUGGCAGAGCUUUUACUCAAAGUAGUAGCUUGAGGAAACAUCAGGUUUCCCACUCUGGUAUUAAGGCAUACAGCUGUGACAUCUGUGAAAAAACUUUCAGCCACAUAGAAAAUCGAAAUAAACACCAGCGUAUUCACACCGGACAGGAUGUUUAUUGCUGUGAACAGUGUGGCAAACUGUUUGUAAGAUACAAACAAUUACAAAUCCACAGGUUUACCCACACCAAGGAGAGACCUUAUAAAUGUGACCUGUGUGAGAAGACUUUUAAAGCACAGAGUUCUGUAAAAGUCCACCAACAGAUUCACACCAGACAGAAACUCUACAAGUGCAGUUACUGUGAGGGGUAG
Messenger RNA from Neolamprologus brichardi, 853 nucleotides. The record is from RefSeq and is a predicted model, not a curated record. Lineage: Eukaryota; Metazoa; Chordata; Actinopteri; Cichliformes; Cichlidae.